Messenger RNA from Paramecium tetraurelia, 783 nucleotides. RefSeq lists its product as uncharacterized. The record is from RefSeq and is a predicted model, not a curated record. The transcript has a single exon. Lineage: Eukaryota; Ciliophora; Oligohymenophorea; Peniculida; Parameciidae.
AUGCAUAUUAUGUACCUUCCCACCAAAUUAGUUACCAUAUUUCAUAGUAAGCAUGUCUAAACAGAAAUGCUGACAAUAUUGCUGAUUAGUAUAAAUUUAUAUAUAAUCAUCAGAUUAAAAUUACUUAAAUCCAAAAAACAUGUAAAUCAAUCCCUGCACACUAACAAGGAUCCCCAUAUUAACUAACACAAAUUCAAAAGCCAGAAAAACAUUACCUCAACCAAAUUACACUCUUCUCGAAGACAAAAAUCCCAAGACGUCGAAACAAUCCAAUAAUCAAUCAAUUAAGCUAUUAAAUAACCACCCAAACAAUCCAAAGUUAUUAAUGGCUACAUGGUUAAACAAUAACUAAAUUCUAAUUCCUAUCAAUCUCCCAAGCAAUAAUAAAUUAUUGACUACCAAAGCUUUAAUAAAGAUAAAACUGUUAUAAAAACUGAACCUGACACAUAAAUUUGCAGCGACAGAAUCAUUUGUUAUAGAACUCCUGUUCUGACAUCCAAAUAAAUUCAAUCCAAAGAAUAAAUUAAAUCUAUUUGCAAACAAAUUUAUCCAUUAUAUAAAUAGACAGAUGAAACCACCAAUCUCAAAUUGGACAUUAGAAAUGAAAAUUAAAAUAAGAACACCAAGCUCAAAACAGAUGUACCAGAUAAAAUCCUUGAUUUGCUUAUGCUCUCAACAAGAGAACUCAAAAUCAAAUUAUCAGAAAAAAGAACAAAAUAAACAUCAAUCCCCAAAACUGCAAAAGCAGGAUUGCCUAUAGACUUUUUUAAUUUUAAAAAGUGA